Messenger RNA from Staurois parvus, 324 nucleotides. Lineage: Eukaryota; Metazoa; Chordata; Amphibia; Anura; Ranidae. The record is from the annotation of a GenBank genome assembly.
UGGGUCCCUGUACGGCCUCCCAUUGCUGCUGUCUCCAUCGCCACACUCUGCCAUGUGCCACUUUCAGGUCUCCUCACACUGCUGGUGGGUUCCAUUUUUUGUCAUAGGUUGCUGUAUGGCCUCCAUUGCUGCUGCCUCCACCGCCACACUGUGGCUCCAAACACUGGUUUUGGCCCCGUGACUGCCCAAAUGAGUGAAGUGUGCGGUGAUUCUAAGAUCGACGGCACUCAUCUGCAUGUCAUACUCACUGACAGUAUUAUUUCUCUUCCCCAGCAGACUCCAAUGGCAUUUAAAUUAAAGGUACAGUGUUCUGCACUAAUAUUA